Molecule: messenger RNA, 10113 nt
Organism: Dichomitus squalens LYAD-421 SS1
Lineage: Eukaryota; Fungi; Basidiomycota; Agaricomycetes; Polyporales; Polyporaceae
Exons: 18
Coding region: 1-10113 (3370 amino acids)
Biological process (GO): fermentation
Cellular component (GO): membrane
Source: RefSeq, a predicted model, not a curated record
AUGCUGAAUGCCGUAUUGCUGGUUGUAUGCAUCUGCAUACUCCUGUCCGCCAUAUUCUACCUCUUCUUCUGGAACCGCUUCUUCGCCUUCGUCUUCAGCCUCAUCCUUCGGCUUGCGCUCUGGAACCAGGGAGAGUCCAGUCUAUGGCUUGAGUUUGGGGCGAUCCACUUCUCCACCCUUGCAGGGCGUAUACUCAUCAAGGACCUCCGCUACCACUCGAGCAACCAGACGUUCCGUAUCGUCAAAGUCCAGCUCUCCUGGAGAUACUGGCUGCGGAGACCUGCAGAAGAGGAGGACUUGAGCCAUGCACGCGUCAUCGGCGAGGACACGACUGGCAAGAGCAGCUCGCCGCUCGCGUGCAGGGUGCACAUCUCCAUGCAGGGUCUCGAAUGGUUCAUGUACAACCGGACCGCGUCGUUUGAUAACGUCAUCUCGCAGUUGGAUGUAGAGAUGCCUAGCACGCCUGCUGCGACUCCCGUUCCGGAUGGGGCCGCGUCCGUACGGAAGGUAUUCAGUAGGACGUCUGUCUUACAUGACUCGUCGAUCCUUGGUCCCCCUGUAUCCUUGGUAUCCUCCAUUUACAAGCAUACCCCAACAUUCGUCAAGCGGUCCGCGUCCUGGGUACAGAGUCAGCUGCCGAAUCUCGACCCCAAAGACCUCCUCCCCAUCAGUAUCGAAGCCACCAAAGGUGCUAUCACCAUUGGGAAUGCAUCCACACCAAACCUGCUCGUUGCGGAGUUCCGUCGAGCCGAGGGCACAUACGGCGUCGUGGAGGCACGUUCGAAACACGACCUCUACAAGCAGGUCCUGAAUAUCAAGCUACUCGACCCCUCUCUGUCCUACGUGGAGAACGAGAGGUAUACGAGCCCGAUGGUCGAGGUUGGCCGCACGAUACACGAACGCGUCGUCCGGUCGGGAGGUACGCCCCUCCGCCGCAGGUCGUACCUCUCGUUCUACAGCUUCCAGAGGAUCUGGCAGGAGUUGAAGGUGUGGGCGUGGGUGUCUGCGAUCAGCCCCUCCUCAAAGCCCUCGCAUCAUGGUGUGUCUAUGCCUCAUCCGCCAACCUGGAACUGGUGGAAACACCAGAAGAGCGUGGACGAGGAGACUCCGUCUGGCGCUGACUUGGCGACGCUGGAGUAUGCGAUCGACCGCAAGAUCCUGGAAGCGCCGGUGCUAGAGCUAUUGUACUACGCCGACGUUGUAGGAAUCGUCCCGGCUCCGGCGGCAGGGCAGGAGGGCGAAGACGAGAGUCUCGACCCGUUCGAUAUCGGCAACGGUGACCUUCCGCCCGAGUGGGGUAUCGAUCUCGUCGUCAGAGGUGGAUUUAUCCGUUACGGUCCCUGGGCGGACCGCCAGCGAAUUCAACUCCAGCAUGCGUUUUUCCCGCCCACAUAUGCGAACGCAACGCCCACUCCUCGGUUGAAGCCCGGGGAUAUGCGAAUGUGGACUGGGAUGAAGGUGUUCAUUGAGCUGAGGGACGGUGUCUCGCUGCUCAUUCCGUUCCGUGAAGCGUCCAAGAACUGGCAAUGGGACAAGGCUGACGUCAAGAAUAAGCUCAGGAAACGCGAGGCCGCGUCCAUACAUCUGCGCGCCGGUGACAGCUCAACGAUCAGUUACAUCGUUCCUAUGAUCGCCUCUUCUAAGGGCUAUUUGUCUAUGCUCGAGGUCCAUCUGGACACAGUCACCGUAACGUCAAGCCUGAACGACAUCCGCUUGCUCACCGCGGAGUCCUGCCGCAUUCGAAGCCAUCUCCCCACCCCGCUCAAAUGGAAUGGUUUGAGGCAAUGGACUUUCGCGAUCUCUCUUCGGCAGCCUUGCUUCUACUUGCUACGGGACCAUAUCAAUAUGAUCACUGAUCUAGGGAAGGACUGGAGCUCAGGUCCGCCAACCGACCCCAGUCUCUUCACGCCGAUGAUAUACGUCAUUGACCUCGACAUGCACAACUACACAAUCAACCUCUAUGUGAACGAUCACAACAUCAUCGACAAGCCUCUCAUCAAGGAGGACAAUGCCAUACUCACUCUGCGUGGAACUCACUUCACACACGGACUACAUAUGCCAUUCACGAAGUACCGUCCAAACGCAUCCACGGUCUCCUUCUGGAUUGAAGCUCCCGACAUCUUUGUCGACCUCUCUCUUCCCCGUUGGAACAUCUUCAGCCUCUUCCCCACUCCCGAUCGAAACCAGGUCGGGCACCUUGGCAUGUUGAACAUGAGCGGCUCCUAUCGCUACUUCGCCGACGUCAAACCAGAAAACGCGGACCAACUCAAACUUGAGUUUGCUGGUCGAGACGGUGUCUAUAAGGCGUUUGGAUGGACGAUACGAUAUCUCAUGAUUUUGCGAGAGAAUUACUUCGGAUCGUUUACUCACUUCUCUACGCUCACCGAGUACUUGGAUAAGCGUAAGGCGGGUCAGCCACUUGGGGAUCCCAUCCACUUGCAAUAUCGGGAGGGUCAGUCAAAUGCCAUGCAAGUCACCGUGAGCUUGGCGGUGGACAACGCGUUGAUUGCUGUCCCUGCUGGCUUCCCGGGAUACGAGAAAUACACUAUCGAGCACGCCCACAACUCACCUGAGGACCUUGGGCCAUGCUUGAUGCUCUCCCUCCCGGCCUUGCAACUCCACCUGAGAACGAACGACUAUUACAUGGAGAUGUCGCUCAACGUUGACCCUAUCACCGGACGGCUCAACGAGCACUGCUACAACGCUUCUCUAUUCUCUACGCCAACCCAUUUCGGCACCAAGAAGGAGAAGAUUGUCAUCGACGGCCUUGAUAUCCUUGCAAACCGGCUCUUCGGGCAUCGUCCGGCCGCCUCGACUUAUGUCUGCAUCUGGGAGAUUCAUAUCGGAGACGUGAAGGCGGUUCUCAACUCCUAUGAGGCACGUCUCCUGUCAACGGUUGGAUCAUCUUUUGGUCUCAAUUUCUCGGAUCCUCUGAAUUCGCCUGCGAAGGAAUACGCGAUUCCUGCAGAUCCAGAUGUGACUUUCUUGAAAGUACGCGUAGACGCAGUGAAUAUCGUGUGGUCUGUCAACAAUGCUGCAAUGGAACUUACGCUCCCGAACGGGGUGCGGUUCGACUCCAACGAUCUUGCUGGCAAGACAUUCCGCAAGGUCACGGGCAUUCGCUUGCCUCAAGCGACUGCCAAGCUGCUCCUCGCGUCUAAGCAAGACCGCGCCCGUUGGAUUGAAGUGGCCGAUGCUCACGUUGAUGUCGAUAUCGACAUUUACUCGUCGCCUCCUGGAUGGCAAGAAUCAGCCCAGCUGCAAGCGGAGUUCGUCGCCGCGCAGGACGGGAUCACCGGGCGAGCAAAAAUCUUGUAUUCUCUCGAUGAUCCAGCCAAUAACGUUCGACGCAUGCGACCGGGUCGAGGGAUCCUCGACAGCGACUUCUACCUGCCGCAGAUCCGAAUCCCGAGGUUAUAUUCGGUAGAGACAGUUGAAGACCAUAUGACCAUACCUAUUCCCCAAGUGCGAGAAGAUCUAUCCGAAUCAGACACAGAACCCCUCCCAGAAGCCGUGCGCGAUGCUCGCGUCGCUGAUCUUCGUCCUGCCAACAUCACCAUUGAAGUACUCAGUGACGGCGAACAAGAUCUGACAAGCGGCGACGAAUCGGACGACACCGACUCCACGGACUACAGUACCGACUACGAUGACACAUUCGACGAGGCCUCAGUGGGGCCCUCCUGGCUUCAGGUCAACCGCUACAGUGGCCAUUGCAAACAUUACGAAGGGCGCUUCAUAUCUCGUCCGUCCUUUUGGCAUGUGUCACCAUUCACUCGCACACGCGAUGUCACUCGGGCUGGUCGCAACGUCACCCAUGAGCCACUGACUGGUGAUGCUGUGCUUGCGUCCGCAUUUGCUGCUGCCUGGGCCGAUGUAGACGAGGACGAUGCCGAAGACUGUGAUAGGACCAUAUUCCGCGCGCGUUCGAAGCAUGGCGUCUGUGUGUGGAUGACUCCCUUGAUCUUACCGGUGUUCAACCAAUUGCUAGAGGAUUGCAAUGUUAACCUGCUGAGCCCAGAGCUCCGGUUUGACGUGCUCACGAUGCAAUUCAUCAAAGCGUUCAAAUCGCGUCCUGGUCCGCCAGGCGCUGUUACGACAUUCGACAUUCACAUCCCAAUCGCGGAAGUCUAUUCAUUGCAGCUAGUGGAUGCGCUCGCCCCACUAGGGACUACGGCCCGCGGUGUCAAGAAGCCUGCACAACAUGGCGAAUCAUGCGCCACUGCGGUCGAAUUGAUCACGGAGGGGCUGCACUUACGUGCGCGAACUGCAUCAGGCGCGAACCAACCCUCUCGAAAUGACAUUUCUGGAGCGUUCUCGUCUAUACGGGCUGCUCUACUGUCGAAAGCGCCCUCUAGAGGUUCAUACAGGCAGGAUCAAGGCAAACUGUGCUACAUCGCUGUCGGGCCAAGCUUCGCGUCGAUAAUGCGUCGCAAUAUCUCAGUGUCCUUCGGAGUCAUCUCUGCAGAUAUAGGCCAUGCCGCUCCUGCCUAUCUUUUCGCAACGUCUGUCGUCCUCGCGAAAGCGUCGUUAGGGAUUGUAGAGGCACGGAAACAUUCGGCAACCUCUGUCGUGAUCACGGAACCCCAACUCAUUCAUGCUGUCCUCAAAAGUUCGCAUGACAGAGCCGUGGUCGACCCACUAUCUACCAUACAGCCUUCAUUCCUCAUCCAACACGGUCUUCCGGAUAGAUUGCGGAAGGAUGCGACAUUCAAGUUCUUGGUAUACUUGCGAAGCUGUCUCCGCUUCCUAGAUGAGGGCGAGCGUCAGACCAUCUACACCUCUCAACCAGACAUAUCCGUCGACAAUGUCCUCGACACCCUCCAGGCGCAAUGGUACAAUUUAGCGGGCGACGACGACUCGUCCAGCCUAUCGCAGCAGACUCUUCUACAGGAACUCCUUGGUGGUCGUCGAGAAGCGGAUGCAACCCGUCGGACUCCUUUCUGGGAGUUCCCCUAUGACACGAUGUCGUUCUCUUUAGACGGGAUGCGCCUAGCCUUGCGACAUUUCGCUGAGGGUACGGAAAGCAACUUCGUAGCUGGUCCAAUCACCGUCACAAUACACCAGCAUUUGGGGGACCUGGUACAACCCAUCACAUGGACGCCUGGAAAGAGCCAUCCUAACCUGCUGUCGAAGGAUAGAGAGCGUCGUGCCUUACUUCGCGUCUCCCUGUCCAUCUCUCUCGACUGCAUAUCUUCCACAGUCCACCCACAGCUGGUCGAGUUCACGCAGAUCGCCUUGCGAGACUACAGGCAACAUAGCGCUGCCUUGCAAUCAGCACUCAAGCAUGAUCGUUCGCUUGAUACCGGACGCAAUCCCCCCUCUACCGCUCAUUCCCCGUACACUCCUGCUAGGUCAACGCCGUCGGUCACGGUAGACUGCACUCUUGCGAUGCGGUCUUUCACCUUCACCGCGGCGGCGGAACAGCUCAUCGUGCGCUUCAGGAAUGCCGACAUCACCUACGCAUCAUCGCUGCUCGCCAAUCCCCCUUCGCAAGAACACCUCGUAUGGGAGGUCUCGACAAAUCACUCCCUCAUGUUCAACCAGGCGGUCCUUGAAGCCUGUUCGGCCGCUACUCCGGCGUCACAGCAAGCAAGCGUUCUCGCAUCAUUGACCUUCGCAGACGGGCGGACCAACGUUAUGCUGCAGCGGGACAUUCACCGUAAUCUGACCCUUCGCGCCCUUGCCGGCCUGGGCGAGCUGCAUCUUGACGUGCCGCGAAGCGCUCUGCGGCUAUACCGAUUUGUCGAGGGUUGGCGUGCGGACUACUUGCCCGGUAUCGAGGUGACCGUUCGCGGGCUGUUAAACGAACUUGGUAGUUCGUCGAAGGCUCCGAGUCGUUCGUCCUCCCAAGUGUCGCAGUCUCCCAAGCUGCUCAACUUCCAGAUCCAGACCUCCAUCGCUUCUUGCAGAGCUACGCUCCGGGUCAUGCACGGCACUUGGUUAUCUUGGGAAGUGCGCGACACGAUUGCGUUCCUGCUUCACGACAGCCGCCGUAAAGGCGCCCAUCUCUUCGGCCUCCAGAUGGGGCCACAUGUCUUCGAUAUCUCGCGGUCCCGCAGUGAAAUGCAGCCGACUCGGAACUCUGGCAUAAGACUGUCGUUCCCCACGAUUACGCUCCGUGGCAAAUACGAUAGCAGUGGUCUUGAGGGCUUGGCUCUGGUCGAAUUCUUUCAUGUUACCGUCCGACCCUCUGACUGGGACACACUUCUAUCUGUUCAGCAGAAGUCUGGUCAAGACUUCAAUGACCUCAUCCACAUCAUUGAACAGACACGCCAGAAGAGGCCACCGCCUACUUCCCCCGCUUCACUCCCUACCGACAAGGCUAACAAGAAGCCCUUCAAGUUCAGCGGUUCGUUCAAGAUGAAGGGUUUCCGCAUAGGCCUGGAAGGACUCACAUCCACGCUCUUCCUAGAGUGUGACGACAUCAGUGGAGGCAUCGGGAAUAUGAGUCGUUCUCUCUGGCAUAUCAGGCUGUCCGACCUGGCGCUCUCCCUUGCUGCCCAAGACUCCUCGAUCGGUGUGCCUGCUCAUAGAGAACGUCGAUCGGCUUUCGUUCGAGUGGACAUUGAAGCGGGUAUGGGCAGGCAGGCGGAUACAGGCGUGCAGCAUCUGCAAAUUUCUGUCAACAAGAUCCACGCUGUCAUGCAACCUAGCUCGAUUGGCGAAUUAGCUGACUACGUUGACCACCUCCAGGCCGAUGUGCUCAUUCGACAAGAACAACGUGCGACCGAGCUGGAAGAAUUCAAGGAGAAGACGAGAAGCCUCAUGAAGUCUCUGGAUGUCAAGAUUGGAGAGCCGAAAGCUUCAUCUGAGGAAUCGUUCCUCGAGCUGUACAACAUAUCGUUAACAGUCAGGAAUGUCGGCGUGGCGUUUCCGCUCACACUCGCUCGGGACCUCCAGAUGCCUCGUUCGGGAAGUCUGGAUGACAGUACCGUCCGUGCUUUCCUCUUUUCAGUAAAGACCAUCGAGUUCGGAACGCAACUCGGACGGAGUGGACAGGCGUCUAUGACGGGCUUCUCCUUCCAGUUUGUCUCGAGAUUCCGGCAGGGCAAUUCAGCUGAUUUCUGCGGCGAGAACCAUAAGACGAAGAACAAGCUCAUAUAUCCUGAAAUGACCGCUAAACUGAGGUCGGAACGCGUGGCGGACUCUCGCCUCUCAUCCAUUGAGGCGGAAGUCAGUGGAUUCAUCCUAGACGUUGAUUCUUCGAUACCCGACUUCGUCUCCUCCCUUCUUGAGGUUUACCGUCGAGGUAAAGACCGCGUCGAGCGUCUGGCGUAUAGCGCACCUCGCUCUUCACCCAGCAGCGAACCUACUCCCCCCUUGGAGCCUGCACAUGCCGAAGAACGCUAUGGAGCACUCCUCACCUCGAAUGUGCUUGCUUCCCUGACCUUUGCCAGUGGUAAGGUUCGCAUGCACUCCAGAGAACCAAUUGCGCACCAGCCUCGUAGUCGUCCGCCAUCCACCUCGCUUUAUGGUCGCAUGGAGGAUUCUGGUGGGCCGGAAGAGUUCAACCUACCCGAAGUAUCAAUGUGGGUUGAGUUCCGAGCUACUCCUGCUGUGCACAAACUCGGCAGCAAAGGACAGCCUGCGGAGCCAUCAACUUUGAUCUUCAAGAGCACUAUCCACUCGAGUCAGAACACUCUUCGGCCGACCCUCCUACCGUUCUUUACCGAGCUCAUGGCGAAGGUCGAAGAACACAUGCGGAGCACUAGUCCGCGGAACCCUCUAGCCUCUCCGGGACCGAAACUGCAGGGACUCUUACCUAUCGCGAACCCUACCUCGGACGAACUUCCUGCCCGUGCUCCCGAACCUGUCUCGAGUAUGAAGAUUAGCUUCAGUCUUCGGAUCGAUCAGUCGAAACUACUACUCACCUGCCGCCCGGACGCAAACGUGAUUGCUGGCCUUCACUGGGACAGCGGAGGAUUCGUUGUCAACAUUGCUCCCGGAGCCCGACGCGUAUCCUUCACCGGCACCGUAGGCGGUCUCACGGUAUCACUCAAGCAUGGCUUCCUAAGCGAAGACUGCGUCAAGCUCGAUGCUCGCAAUCUCAACUUCUCGAUCGCGUUCGCCAAGGUCCAGCCAGGAGAUGGUCACGUUAUGAGCUCCGUAUCCGUAGUGCUUGACACGGAGUUCUCAGGUGGCCUUCGCUUCUCCCGGUUCCAGGACGUCCUCUGCUUCAGGGCAGUGUGGCUGGACAGGAUACCUACAUUUAGUAGUGGUCCAGCUUUGACUCCCCUUGAGCGUUCCAAUGCGUGGAAUGCCCUUUCCACCCCAAGUACUUCGACAUCCUCUAUCAAGGAAGAGCUGACUACCGCUGUGCUCAUCCGCUUUCGUCGAGUCGAGCUAGAUGUCGACCUGGGGCAGUCUAUCAGCGCGGUCAAGCUUACCCUCGACGACACGCUUGUGCGGACGAAGAUCACCGAGAGACUGUCAGAGCUGUCUCUAGCGAUCGGCAACUUCUCCGUCGUGGCCACUGGCAACUUGGCCGGACAUGCGGAGAUGCCAGAUUUCCAGUUCCAGACGAUACGUCAGAACGACCACGAGUACGCAAGGGAGGCUGGUGGACGAAUGCUGGACCUUUCAAUGAUGAGCGGAGUGUUCACCGUGAAGUUGGACUCAGAGUAUCAUGAAUUGAUCCAGUACCGGGCUGAACCAAUAUCCGUCUACAUCUACGAUGAUUGGUCCCGAAUGUCCUCGGACGUUCCUGCAGAGGAGAGGCGCGUCACCCUCGAUUUCCUCGUCACUGGGACUGAUGUCCUCACCAUCAUGACCGUUGGGACCGUGCCUAAGCUGGUUACCUAUGUGAACAAGUUCCGAAUGAACUUAGAGACGCAAAGGGAAGGUGCAGCUCGCGAAUCCAGAGCGUUCCGUCUGGUGAAUGCUCCCAAGCCAGACAAUCCGCUUUCAGCAGUCGCCAAUGCUAUGUUCCAGUCCGCAAAAUCCCGACUCAAGGAGAACGAGGCUGGUCUCUCGUACACCAUCGGGCAGCGGAUGAGCCUCAAGUUGAAGCUGCUACGGCUGAUCGUCCUUCCGCGCUCGAUGCGGGAUCCUGAGCUAGCACAGUUCGUCGGCCAAGACGUCCAUGCCCGCCUGCACCGACUCAUACAGUCAGGCGAGGAACCCGCUCGGCGUGAUCUCGAGCUGUUCUUCUCUGGAAUCACUAUCUCGAAGAUCAGCCAGCUCCACCACGGGCUGUUGCCCAAGGAGCAACCUCUAGACAGCCGUGAUUGGCUCGCUACAGUCAUCGCGAAAUCACCUGAGGCGACCAUCUUCGGUCUUCCUGCCAUGGACAUGCAGAUGCGUUCCGAAGAAACGCAGGGAUCCCACGGCGGAGAGACACGGCGCGUCCUCAAGUACGACUUUAGCUCCAGUUUCUCCAAAGCAGGCGCCAAGGACGCCGAGGAUAUAUACAUCUCGCUGAACAUGUCUCUAUACUCGUGGCUUACUAUCCUUCGGAAGACCUUCGCCCGCGAGAUGGAGCAAGUCCAGCUGUCCUCAGAGACGCGUAGUGGGGCUGCGGGCACACCUGCACAAACAGUCAUAUCCCUACGGAAGAAGCACGAUUCGAUGGCGUCGCCCCUGUCGUCCACGGAUCGCGACGACGAUGCAUCUCAGGAGUCAGUCCCCGGCAUCCGAACUCGCUCACGUACCCGUGGCUCGAUGUCUAGUAGACUACCUCCGCUGUCCACCAAGUCUGUGGAUGGCACUUCCGCGGCCGCACUCAGCGGGAGGUCGCCUAUCAGUCCUCCUCCCUCUUCGAAGAUUAUGUCGCCGACAGCCGCAACCUUCGGCGCUGCGGCAGAUCCGGUCGCCUCCAGCAGCGCUGGACCCUCAGGAGCCGUAUCGUCAUCCGCGCAAAAGGGAAUGAAGACGACUGGCCUGGUGUAUGUGCCGCAAACGCGCAGGAUAGAGCGCUUGACGAUGCGGCAGCUGGGCGAGGCGACGCCAGAUGUCAUGCAUCCGUUCUUCAUGAAGAAGGCCGGGUUCAACUUGGAGGACUCCCUGCCCCAGUAUGUGCACGAGUACGCGACGAUGCCGACGGAGGAGAUAAUGAAGGCGCUGUUGAAGUUGUACAGUAAGCAGCUGACGAGGAGCGCGACGGAUUCGCCUUGA